Moneuplotes crassus is the source of this 1176-nucleotide messenger RNA. NCBI's taxonomy places the organism in Eukaryota, Ciliophora, Spirotrichea, Euplotida, Euplotidae. The record is from the annotation of a GenBank genome assembly.
AAUGAGUGACCACAGUUUAUCAAAAACCUCCAAUGGUUCUCCACUGAUGACAUCUUUUCACAGAUACAGCAUGAAGAAGAAAUCAUUAUUUGGAAGAAAGAGAAUAUUAGGGAGAAAGAGGAACACCAAAAAACCUAGUCUUAUUUCUCCAAUGAAGAUCAACAUAAGGAUGCCUGAAAUGGAGGGUCCAGUCCCGAGAGAAAGCGUUCAGGCGCAAUUAUCACCAAUUGAGGAACGUAAAGAUAAGAAGUGAAAGGAGUUUAACUUGAGAAAAUAAGGGAAAGUUCAACUUCAAUCUUGAGAAAUAUAUUCAAGAAUCAAGAGUCAGUAUUUACUCUAAGAUUAUUCAAAAAGAAAUGGAUGGACUCAUGCCAAAGAGGAAAUAAAAAAGAAAGGAAAUAUUCUAGAAGAAACUGAGUAUUAUCCUUAGGCAAUAGAACCCCUUUGUCUUUUAGGACUGAGAAUGAAGAAAAAGCUCUUCUAAAUCCUAAGAAAGGUAGAAACUCAAAUGCUUUUGUUUUGAACACGAGAUUCAGUACUAUUAAUAGUCCAAUUCAAGACCAUAGGCAUUAUAGUAUCAGAAAUGCUAGAAGUCCUCGGCCUGAUUGAAGAAAUUUUUUGACUUCUCCCGAAAUUGACGACUCCAAUCGUCUUACUCCUUCUGAAAAUUCGACCCAUAAAGUAUCAGAAUCAUCAAUAUGCUCAAGAAAAGAGAUUCAAAAAGAAUUGAGAAAGAAGAUUUUAGUGGCUAAAGAUACUUCUAAUGGAAGAAAGAAAAAGAAAGAAAUAACAGCAUUCUUAUCCAUUCCUAAAAAAUUUAACAAAGAUAUUAUGAAUCAAGUGAUCACCAACUUACUUGAGAAGAAAAAGGUUAAAGAGAGACUUCCAAUAAAUCUUAAAAAGGAUCCUGAAUUUCAAAGAAGGAUUUCUCGCUACAGCAUAUUAAGCCCUGUUCCUAGGAGGUCUAAGUUUGCAGGCAUAGAUGACUCUAGUGCAAAUGAAAAAUUGAGGGCUAUAUCACCCUUCUCCCUUCCUUCUGACAGACUUUCUCCAAAUAUUACUUUGGAGAACAUCCCAUAAAGCUUAAUGGAUUGAACUAGACUUAAGAAUUAUGCUCUGGAACAAAUCAAACAAGAAUGACAGUCGAUUCUUACUUAAUACAUAUUAUAAUUCAUU